UCAUCUCAUCCUCAUUUCAUAUCAAAAAACCAAAAUAAAAUUCAGAGCUAAAGCCUUAAAGGUAAAAGCAUCUAGAUUUUUUAGAAGUUUAGCUUCAGAGAAGUAGUUUUUUAAAUUAGAAAGCUAAACUGCUUUUAGUUUUGAGAUAAUCUUUCCAUUUUGAUCAAAGAAAGACAAAUUUUGUUUAAAUUGUUUAAAGUGAGUGAGAGAAUUAGAGAUAAUGGGUAUCUUUCAGGAACAUGAUUUAAGCAAUUCCGCUUUGCCAUUGUUGUCUCUAAACCAUGUAUCGUACCUUUGUAAGUCAGUUGAAGAAUCAGCCAAGUUUUAUCAAGAAGUUCUUGGAUUUGUUCUCAUUAGAAGGCCAUCCUCUUUCCAAUUUGAAGGAGCUUGGUUAUUCAACUAUGGAAUCGGGAUACACUUGCUACAGUGUAAUUCGACUAAUGAUGUCCAGCAAAUGCCAGUAAAAAUCAACCCAAAAGAUAAUCACAUUUCUUUCCAAUGUACAGACAUUGAACUGGUAAAGAAGAGACUACGUGAGAUGGGAAUGAAGCAUGAAACAGCUCUCGUCGAAGAAGGUGGUGUUUUCGUCGAUCAGCUUUUCUUCCACGAUCCAGAUGGUUAUAUGAUCGAAAUCUGCAAUUGCGAAAACAUCCCAGUUCUUCCUCUAUCAACAAGCGCAUGUCCCAUAAGAAAACCACAAUCUUAUGUUGAUUCAAAGAAGAGUAAGCCUCAACGAUCUAUGGCCAGCUCGAAAGCACUUGAUGCGGCAGCAAUGGAGACACGAAUGAUGGAGAGCCUGUUUGCCAGUAUGAUUGACAUUUCCAUGUAGAGGAUUCAAAUUCAACCCACAAUUCAUAGAUAUUUUAGUAUUUUUCUUUUUUGGUUUGAAAAUAUUUUGUUGGAGCCGGUGAUCAGGAAUAUAUUUUCAUUUAAUUUUCUUUUUUAAAAUCUAUCUUGUAAACUUGUAUCUGGGAAUUAAUAAAGUGGUACAUUUGUGAUAAA
Messenger RNA from Papaver somniferum (opium poppy), 1002 nucleotides. RefSeq lists its product as uncharacterized. The record is from RefSeq and is a predicted model, not a curated record. The transcript is spliced from 4 exons. Bases 221 to 829 code for a protein of 202 amino acids. NCBI's taxonomy places the organism in Eukaryota, Viridiplantae, Streptophyta, Magnoliopsida, Ranunculales, Papaveraceae.